This is a messenger RNA of Drosophila elegans, 641 nucleotides long. RefSeq names its product cytochrome c oxidase subunit 5B, mitochondrial (gene COX5BL). The record is from RefSeq and is a predicted model, not a curated record. The transcript has 2 exons. Gene Ontology annotation, biological process: mitochondrial electron transport, cytochrome c to oxygen. Lineage: Eukaryota; Metazoa; Arthropoda; Insecta; Diptera; Drosophilidae. Gene Ontology annotation, cellular component: mitochondrial envelope. The coding region runs from base 84 to 551 and encodes 155 amino acids.
CGAGCUAUUUCGCUUUAGUUUUAUUUCUAUCCUCUUACCUGGAGGUAAGAAAUCAAUAGAGUUUUGAAAUAAACUGCAAACCAAUGUCGUCGUACAUUUCGCGCAUACUUAAGGCGCCGUCCGCCUCUAAGCGCCUCAUCUCGAACUUGAUCCAGCGCGAGGGGAAGCUUAACUCCUUACUGCAUCGCCUAGGAUUGCAGCGCCAGGGAGGAGUAAAAGCUGCCCCCGGACCGCGUCCCAUAUCCACAACUCAGGUGCAAAAGUCUGCGCUGAUUGAGGACGAGGAACUGGCCACCGGCAUUCAGAAGCGCGAGAUGCUGUUGGCCAAACAGGGCUGCGAAGAUCCCUGGGGAUUUACCAAGAUCAUUAGGCGUGGGACGGGGAGGGAGAACGAUCCCACAGUCGUGCCAUCAGCAUUCGAUGCCCGCCUUGUGGGCUGCUUGUGCCUAGACGACCGCUUGCCCAAGUGGAUGUGGAUCGAGAAGGACGAGGGACCGAAGCGGUGCGAGUGCGGCCACUUUUUCGUGCUGAAGAACGUGCCACCCGUCUAGAUCGACAACAGAGCGCUGUACACGCACACUACAUACACACACUAGACAUGAUCCUUGCCGGGCAUUAAACACUGCAUGAUAUUAUCAAAA